AUGGCUUCUCCCAACUACGAAAAGCCGGAGUCGGUCUCAAUUUCACCUCUCCUCCAACGCCUCGCCUACCCCGCGACUGCGGAUAUUCGGGUCAGUGCAGAGGACAUUGCUUCUGCCUUUGCUCUCAUCUUCGAAGACCGAUUGUCAGACAUUCAGACUGCAGCUCUUCUGACCCUACUGCACUCCACGGGGAAGGAUCGGCAGGCUGACGUGAUUGCGAAAUGCUCUCACCGUAUGAGAGAAGCUGCUUGCCAGAUCGAGAAGGCUGAGCUGAAGAAGGUUGUUAAAGCUCGUGGGAGACGCGAGGGAAACUACCAGGGUGGCUUGUGUGAUAUCGUCGGAACUGGCGGAGAUUCACACUCAACCUUCAACGUCUCUACCACCUCCUCGAUUAUCGCGUCGCCGCUCUUGAUGACAGCUAAGCAUGGCAACCGUGCUCAGACUUCUUUCUCUGGGUCUGCCGACGUCUUGAAUGCAAUCCAGCCUAUCCCUCCCAAUAUCUCUGCUGUGAACGCAACCAAUGUGGCCAAGAUCUACGAAAAGACCAACUAUGCUUUCCUCUUUGCGCCCAACUUCCACCCCGGUAUGAUGUACGCCAACCCCGUCCGACGCGGUUUAGGUCUCAGGACCAUCUUCAACCUAAUGGGACCUCUGGCGAACCCCGUCGAGUGGGCAAUUGAGGCGCGGCUAGUCGGCGUGGCUUACCAGAGCCUGGGGCCGGUCUUUGUUGAAGCUCUCAGACAAGCUGGUGCCAAGAAGGCUUUGGUGGUUUGCGGCGAGGAGGACAUGGAUGAAAUAAGCUGUGCUGGUCCAACAAACUGUUGGAGACUGUCCGAGUACCCUAACCCGCUCUACAAGAAAUUGUCCGAGGGGGAAGAUGACGACUCAAGUGAUGAUAACGAAGAGAAUCCUAAGACCCUGGUCAAGCUCGACAUCUUCCAGCUGCACCCGUCCGACUUCGGCCUUCCCACCCAUUCUCUCACUGAAGUCUACGGCCGCAAGAUGCCGAAGGACAACGCCGCUAAGCUGAUGAGCAUUCUUCGGAACGAGCUUCCUCGAGAUGAUCCCAUUCUGGAGUUCGUGCUUAUGAACGUUGCCGCUUUGUUGGUCACCGCUGGUGUCUGUGAGGCCGAUACCAGCAACAUGGGUCCUGGCGACGACGGCAAGGUUGUCACCGAGCGUGGACCCGGUGGAGGGCGCUGGAAGGAGGGUUUGCGCCGGGCACGCUGGGCGAUUGAGAGCGGCGAGGCUCUCAAGUGUCUGGAUCAAUUCAUUGCGGCCACAAAUGAACUCUAA
Molecule: messenger RNA, 1296 nt
Organism: Penicillium canariense
Lineage: Eukaryota; Fungi; Ascomycota; Eurotiomycetes; Eurotiales; Aspergillaceae
Product: anthranilate phosphoribosyltransferase
Exons: 2
Coding region: 1-1296 (431 amino acids)
Biological process (GO): L-tryptophan biosynthetic process
Cellular component (GO): cytosol
Molecular function (GO): anthranilate phosphoribosyltransferase activity
Source: RefSeq, a predicted model, not a curated record